Messenger RNA from Lontra canadensis (Northern American river otter), 9372 nucleotides. RefSeq lists its product as uncharacterized. The record is from RefSeq and is a predicted model, not a curated record. Lineage: Eukaryota; Metazoa; Chordata; Mammalia; Carnivora; Mustelidae. The transcript is spliced from 47 exons. Bases 2712 to 9296 code for a protein of 2194 amino acids.
AUACACAAUCACACAGAGCCACUUGAUUUGGAGACUGUUUUGGUUGUUGGGUAACAGUUAUUAUGGAGAGACACUAAAAAAUUGUCUCUUGUUGCUCCAUCACAGCUACUGAACUAAAAACGUGUCCUGCUUGCAGACGGCUGUUUGCCAGAGCCCUUGACUCCUCAGGAGGUGGAGCAAAUGAUUUCCUUCCUGGACAGGGGCAAUCUGUGGUCAGUGUUCCCGAGUUACUGUAGCAACCCUGCAGCUGUGCUCUGCCUAGCAGAAACUCGGUAGGAUAUCAUUGAUUUUGCCCACUUCAGUGAAAAACAGGUUUGUUUGUUUUUUAUUUAAUCAGAAAUGGAAAAAAAAAUGAAGUUGGAACUUUCUAGGCAGGACAGGUCUCAGAUUUGAUGAAACUGUGAAACUAGGAAGUUUGAGUGUUUAACCUAGCAGGUAUUGUGAGUACUCUAAUCGUAGAAACAGCGGUUGGAAUCUUGAAUUAACUGUACCUGUGUGGGUCAUUGGUAACCUAGUCCAUUUUUAUUAGGUUGUGUAGCUGAGGAUAGGAGGGUUGGAGGGAAAUGUUCGGUUUUCAGCAGAAUAAGAUUAAAGGAGAUCUUAAAAUAGUGAGCUUUUAGCAAGUGGUGAUGGUAUACUGAAAAGUUUUUGAGAUUUUAGAGUCAUUUUCCUCUAAAACUACAAUUUGAACUCUAAAGGAGUAGUCUUAAUCUGUGAUAAGACAUCAAAAAAUUACAUUAAAAUUUGACUUGCAGUGUGGUGAGCCUCAAACUAAGGGGAAAAGUCUGGUUGGUUAUGCACAAUGAAAGGAGUGCUCACUAUGGCCAAAAAUGUACCAGCUGCUACUGUUGGUGUAGGGUAAAUAGUGAAACUCCUAAUGGGGUUUCCUGGAACUCUAUUCAGCUGUAGCUAAAGCUGUAUGUACUGAGAACAUUUAAUUGUAUGUGAAGUUUAGAUAAGUUCAAGCUGACUCCCAGAAUGUAUAACAAGACAAACCUCUCUAUGGAAUAAUAGCAUCUGUGAGGGGAAAAAGAACAAAACAAACAACAACAAAAAAAAACUCCAUAUGGGUGCCAUGGCACCUUUGGAUUAAAAUGAAAUGAGGAUAAAUAAAAGUAAAAUUGACUGCCAUUGAUGUAAAACUAGAUUUAUUUCUUGGUGAUUAAAUAGACCUUGCCAAUGCUUCAGCCUUUUUCUUCAUAAUCUAUAAACUUAUGUUCAUGUAACUUUUCUCCUUUAAUUCCUUUUUUAUAUUUUGUUAAAGAAGGAGAAUUAAUCAUAACAAAAUUAUAAAGUUUAAAGUUUUAUAAUACUGUCUAGGGCAGAGUUUGUUUUUAUUGUAUUUGUGAAUUAGUCGUUUAAAGAAUAAAGUGGAUUUUUUGUUUCCCUGGUGGGAUUUUUGGGAACGUUCUGCUUGUUCAUACAGAGUCAUUGAAUUCUCAUUUGGUACUAGAUCCCACUAGGUGCCAUAGGCAAUUAUUAGAAUUACAAUUAGCACACCCCCCCAAUUUAUUUUUUAUUAUAUACAAAUGGUCCACUGGGUACCUGUGUGCAUUAGCAGUUUCAGCAGAACAUAACGGAGAAGCAAAUUUAUCUCUUGUUACUUUAUACUCUGAGGCAGUUCUGUGACAAUCUUAAGUUCAGCGGUCUACCAUGUUAAUGACCCAUUCAGCGGUCUACAGUGUUAGGAGGCUAGACCCAGUGUGGUUAGAGAAGGGAUGUUAGGAAUUAAGAAUUAUCUGUCAAAAAAAAAAAAAAAAGAUAAAAAGUUCUGAUUAUCUUUUAAAUAAGGGUAAAGUUGUCCUUCUUACUCUCUGCCUAGGUUUCUCCUCUGUAGAUACUGCUUAUCUAUCCUUCCCUCAUUCUUCAGAUCUCAAUGUACUGCUUCCUCAAGGAAGUCCUCUGUAAGUCUCCCCUUCAUACUCCUCUCCCAUCUCCCAGAUCUGGCUUCACUGCCACUUCUAGGUAUUUCUCCUAUCUUUGCACCUCGAACACUUUCUUGUUAUCACUUGUUUGUCUUUCCCAUAGACUGAAAGUUCCCUAAAGGCAAGAUCCUUUCUUGCUCAUUACUGUAGCCCAGCACUCACAUAAUACUAGCCUGUAAGUAGUAACCUUCUCAAUAAAUAUUUAAUAAUUACAUGUCAUGAAAUUGUGUUAACUGUCUUUGGUGACCUCAUCUGAGUAAGCAUAUCGGGUCACUUACAGCUGUUUUAGGCACCAGUUCAAUUGUGCUACUGUUGGAUCUUUCAAGGAUAUGUGACCAAAUUUUACAUAAUUCCUGGUUAAAAUAUGCCAGUAUUUUAUUGUUUGUUUGUUUGUUUGUUUGGGGGUAAAGACAAAAGGCAGUCAGGAUGAUGCUUUCUUUGAUUUUAUGAUGCCAAGAGGAAAAGGUUAGAGAGCCAAGGUAGUUCUUUAUUUGUAUAUUGGUAUGUCAGACUUGUUCAGUCAGCAAGUAUUUCCUGAUCUCUAAUCAAGUCUUUGUUGAUCUACAAGAUACUGUGCUAGAUGCUAUGGGAGAUUCAAAGCCAAAUUAUGCAUGGAUUCUCUCUUCAAGUUGCCCAUAGCCUGAUAAGAGGAAACAGAAAUAUAACAGAAGGAAGAAAACAGUAGGUGACAUAGAGGUAUAAUGACCAUUCCAGAGAAGAUGCUUAAAUAUUUGGCUACUAAAUUUUUGUUCAUCAUCUGUUGAUAGGGAUAUAGUAAAGUGGUAAAUGCAAAUCAUGGAUGAAAUUUAUAAGAUCGCUUCCACAGAAAGAAUCCAGCAGUUAGAAAAAGAACUGGCUAUGCAACUGACUGAACUAAAGUCUGAGAUAGAAGAACAGGAGACUCAUCCAGCUUACAGCUCUGUUCGAAUACCAAAGGACAUUUCUUACUUCAGAAGAGAAAGGGAACUGGCUCUAAAGAAAACUUUACAGGUGGCUGAGUCAAAGCCGCUUGUUGUUCAAGCAGAUGUCAUGCAGAGGGAGCUAGAGAGCUGCCUAAGAAGAGAGUACACCCCGGAAAAUUUACCUUUGCUUCUGUUGCAGUAUUAUACAGAGAGAAUUACCCAGUUGGCCCAGAGUAAAUAUUUGCACAUGCUUAGAUGGAAGAGGUUUUGCCAGCAGAGUAAGAUUAUGGAGCAACUUUAUCCUCUUUACAAGAAACAAGUUGCCUACAUUAUGCAGGAGUACAAUGAUGCAGUCCAGAGAGCUGAAAGAUUGUCUGUUGCACGGGAAAACUUCCUUAUGGGAAAAAGCAAUCCUUCUAACUUAGUCACACAGGAAGACCUGACUAUUUACACAAAGUGGUUUGUGUGUCACCUACAAUCACUCACAACCAUUCACCACUACCUACAGUCUCUCCAGUAUUUGCCGGUCUCCAAAGUGCUGAGCGUAGCUGUUGAUGAAGAUCCGGAGGCUGGUCAGGAGGAUGAAGAGGUCUGUGUCAAUGACAUCAACCCUAACAACCAGGGUUCUGUAUCUCCAGGCCCUGUGGAUACCAGCAUUUCAGGGCCGACAAGAACAGAAACUGCUUUUUUCCUGCCCCAACACACAACUGAAAGAGAAGAACUGAAACCUCUGCUGGGGCUCCUGCUCUCCCAUUUCAGUAUCUCCUAUGACAUGGAGGAGCUGCGGGAUGCUGCUCAGGAAAUGGAGCUUUUUAACUUGGUUUCCAAAAAAUUCCGAAGCAUCUUCAUGGAACAGCAGAGAAUGCAAACAUUUCCAGAUUAUGAUGCUGAGAUAGCUAAAGUGGAGAAGUUGGGUUUGGCAGGUCCUGGUAUGGCCUUGAAAAAGAGAGCUAACUGGACUUCCUUUAUAAAGAUUAAGCCAAAAUGUGAUCCUUGGCAAAAGAAGAUUUUGACUAGACUAAAAGAAAGGAGAAGAAUAGAUGUAUUAAUGCAACUCCAAGCAAAGUUUUUGAAGAUUUCCAGCCCCGAGCGAGUAAUGCAAGUGCUCCAAGACCACGCUGCAAAGACAAUCAUGCCAGCUCCAUCUCGUCCAACUUUCGUGGCUUCCCAGGGUUUGCAUCAGUGCAACUAUGACCACAUCUGGGAGAAUAUUUAUAGCAACAUCAAUCUCUACCAGAAUGAAAAUAUGAGGGAAGAGGACCUUUCAAUGGAACAAAGUGAAAAUGACCUAGUACUAAUAAGUCGUUGCCAACAUGCUGGUGAGCCCGCCAAGCAGAAGAAAGAGACAGGGUACAGCUUUGCAGUGGCCCUGCAACUGCUCGGUUUGGAUGGUGGGACCGGGCCCAGUGAUGGGAGUCCUGUCCUGAUGAGAGGAGCCUACUUGUCCUUCCUGUAUCUGCGCCACCUGCGAAUCAGGGAGCUGCAGCGCACCUGUCUGGGAAUUCUGAACUACUUCAGAUCCGUUGAGCGAACACUGACAAUCAACACUUCAGGCCUUACCUUCGUUGGAGGGAGUCUGGUCCCCACCAUAGAGGAUAGUUCCUGGGUAAAUACAGCCGAGGGAGGUCUGGGCACCUCGCAAGGCCUAGGAGCUCACCGCUAUGUCCACGGGACAGCUGCUGAGCAUAAGGUCCACAGUGUCCGAUUCAUGGAGUUCUCGGAAGUGGAGAACCAGGACGACUACUACAGCAUGGGGGCUGCGUCCGUCUUCACGCAGGACCCGCACGGAGUACAUAUCAUGUACGAUGAAGCCUUGAGCGAUCUGAAGGAGCUCGAGGCAGAGGUGCUACUUGUGGCCAGCCAUUACAUCGAGAAAGAAAAAGGUCACAAAGAGGGCAGUGAGUCAAAUACUGGCCAGGACUGGGGACGGGCCCAUGCAAGUGUGGACAGAUUUGCUGUGCUGUAUGACAUGUGGACUUGGGAAGCAGCCCUUCUAGAAAACAAGCGCCAGCUUCUUGACAGUUACUUCGAAGCCUACCAGCACGUGUUGGACCCUGAGGAGAGGUUUGCCUUAGCACAAGUGAUCACUGACCUAAUGCACAGGCGCCCGAGGUUUGAUCUCAGCCGCCCUUAUUUCCUUAAAGCCUACCGAGAUGAGGGCACCUGCCUGAGGCUUCACUUGGAGCUAGUAAGGGGCAUCCUCAAUCAGCACAUAGAGCGUCAGCGGGAAUAUGUCCAGAGGCUUUGGCAGGAAGGCCGUCCAGAUGAUAGCAGUAACUUUGGACUUCCCCUUAACAUAAUUUGCAAACAACUUAUUUCCAUCAACAAUAGCUGCCCAGCUUUGAAAAAUAUUUAUCUGCUGGAGUUCCAUCCUUCCCUGGGCCUGGCAUCACUCAUCUCCCGAUCCCUUGAGCACCUCCUCCAGGAGGCCCGCCACACCUGCAGACCAACAUCCGCCAGCAGCUUCACCUUGCUGGAGAGACGUGUGCUGCGGCUGGCCCUGGAUACGUGGCUUACACCGGCCAGGCCCGAGUCCUGGUACAGCACUCAGCUCCAGAGGGAUCUGUUUUCAGCUAAAGUAAUGGGAGAUCCCUUUCUUCUGGAGGAGAUAGGUCUGUUUGCUCUCAAGUCUGCCGCAGACGAAGGACAGAACCAAAGCCAAGGUUCUUCUGUGCAGCUCCUGGAGACAUUCUCGAAACUUCUGGAACUUGUGACCCUCCGCCACCGGCUAAUAGAAAUGAGUCUGGAGAGUGUACACUUAGCUCGUCUCUAUAAGGAACUGGCAUGGGAGAUGGGUUUUGAAGAGUUCCAUUUGUAUCUGAGGCCCAUUCACUUUGAAUUUGCAUCACUCAAAGACAAAGUGGACCACCCACCUCCUGUCUUUAUCACCUCUCUGCUGGAGGACAGUGAUCAAGUGGACAGAUAUGCUCCUGCUACCCUUGUCUUAGCCAUCUCUGAGGUGGAUGAUAACCAGGUUGGCAAGUUCAGCUUUUAUACAAAGGAAGCCAUCCUUAAGCUCUUAUUCCAUUCAGGAGUGGAAAAUAUGCAAGUGACCCUUGCAUGCCAAGCAGCUCAGAAAAAUGCCUUGAUGGUGGCUCUCCAGCAGGCAUCCUUCUAUCCCAUGCCCCGGUGCGGCUGUCCUGCUGAUGCAAAGGAAAUAAGUUCAGAUCUGAGAAAUCAUGGUGGAAUGGGUCCAACCAGAAGAAGAAAUUCCAGAAUUGUGAAUGACAUAGAGAACGCACCAGUAGCCCCAUAUCCAAAAGUUCCAGACACCCUUACUCACCCUUCAGAAAGAUUCCAGGCUACCAAAAGGGCUCCGGAGGCUUUUGUGUCCAUUCAACUAGAAAAGGUGGGGCUGCGGGACGUGAUGCUGAACGCCUUCCUCCUCAGGAAACAAACCAUGGCCGACAGAAUGAAGAGCCUUGAUGAAGUUGGUAAAGUCAAGAGAGAUGUUAUAGUUGAAUAUUGUCAGAAGUUCAACUGCCGUAUGUCUCACUAUGCUCUUCGGGGUCAGAUUAUGGCAUACUGCAAUAGUCUGAGAGCCCUGCUAGAAGAUUUCCCUACCAUCAGAGAUACAUUUUUCAUGGUGGGGCAACCAGAAGAAAAGAAAGGGUUGAGAGACUCCAAGGAGGGCCUCAAGGCUGACCCCAGGAGUUUUCGGGCCCGGCCGCGGGGUUUGCUGUCUGCUGACGGGAAGGUCUUCCUCAAUUUAUGGUUCCUGCCCCAUCCUUCUGAAGUGCUGGUUAUGUUCAAAACUCUGCCAGAAGAGGCAGCUUUCCAAGCCUUACAGCUAACUCUACAGCUGAUAGCCUCUCUCCAUGACAUUGUGGCCUACCUUUUCAGUUUUGCUCAACUUGGAAAUUGUCCAACAUGUUUUGAAUUUCCUCUAAGUGCUAACCCCCUGAAAGGCAACUGGGGAGGAACUGAGGGCAUUGGGUCUGAGCUGCAGGAGCUGCAGAAAAUGAUUGACAACCUCCAGAGCCCCCAGGACCCUACCCAGGUGUCCCAGGCACUCCUCCUUCGAAGGGAGGUUAUGUUUUUGCAGUUUGACGCCGCAGUGAGACACCUUAUCCGAAGAACAUUUUUGGCCACGGGAAACGCUCCUGCCUACCAGUCUGUCACAGAUGGCAUGUACCACGGAUUGCCCCCGCUGAGCAGCUCUCUUGUGAAGAGCAUUUUUGCUUCACAGCUCAGCCUGCCCCAGCCACUGGAUCCACGGAGCCUCCAGGCAUCCAUGCUAUUCCCUUGGAGAGCAUUUCUGGAAGAUGGAGGACUGUUUCCAGUUAUGAGUAGCAGACCAGAUACCCUAGAAUAUAAUAUGCAGCUGUGCCUCUGUGGGCUGAGUGAGCUUGACCUCAAGGUAGCCCAUGGAGAGCUGGUGGGCAUGCAGCUGCUUUUGGAAGAUGUACUUCUGAGCAGCCAUCAUAUGACCAUGGAGGACCCCUCCACACAGCAAGCCACACUGGACAAACACAGUCAGAUACUCUUGCCAGGUGUGUCUAGAGUGCCAGGAUUCAGAAAUCCGUUCCAAAGCAGCCCCAAAGCCUCCAGACUGCUGAGGGGCCCAUGCAAUGCAGUGAUGUCCCUUGCUGUUCUGAGAUCCUUUCUGGUGCUGUGGAAGCAGCUGGAAGUACUAAAGGAGCACUGGGGCCGACUCAAACUGCGAGGCCAGGACCUUGAUUCUGUCUCCCUCCACAAACAGUUCUCAGAACUCUACGGAACUGACAUUCUCUAUCCCAGCAUGAAAGCUAUAGCUAGGCGGAUGGGGAAAGAAGAUGAAUUCGAAGGUAUUAUAAUAAGCAGUCAGUCUAUUCUUCCCCCCAAAGGAGCUUCAGAAAUCGAAAUAAAAACUCAGCAGCUUCAGAAACUUCUGGAAAAUCUUGAAAUUCAUAUGAUCCAAGAAGUAUUAAGAAAAGUUAACAGAGAGAUAGCACUGGUUGUAUCAGAAAAAUCGAAGAAGAUGUAUACUCUCCCUACAGACCUUUGGAAGCACCAUGUCAUGAAAGAAAACUUUUCCAUUAACAGGCCACAAAUAGUUGAAAAAUUCAAACAGAGAUUAAUGGAAAAUUACCAGGAUGGUGGACUAGAGGUCACGUUCAGGAAAGACCACUUUGAGGGCUGCCUCCUUUCCUUGGGUUGCGAUGUGAUGGCAAGAGAACGCAGCAACUUUGAGAGCUACUCCAUGUGUUACGAGCAUGUGUUGGAGCACGCUCGGCAGAAGCUCUUCCAGAAAGAGCAGGAAUUAGAUAUCAUCCGAAGAGAUUCAGAUCCACCUGAAGACAACGCUGGUCAGGUUGCAGAGCUCAGUCAUGCUAUGAUCAUGGAAAUCACUGCUCUGAGAGCUCGACUCACAGAUUUGGAAGAGGAGAAUCUGAAUCUCAACAAGCAGAUCAGAAAAGAAGUCCAGGAAGAAUAUGAAGCAUUAGUUCGAGCUCUGUUUGCAACGUGCUUGCACAUAAAAGAAAAGCUGGAUGAGAACCAGAAUAAUUUGAUCCAGAAAGUGUGUGAGCUCAUCGGCGAAGUAAGAACAGAAGGGAUUGACAAUUUGAAGGGCCUAAAGAAGAAAUGGGGCUCUGCCAGACCUGAUAAAGGAAUGAACGAAAACCCAGCGAAAGAGCAGCUGCAGGCUCUGGAGCAGGACAGCAGCGGCCUGGCUGCGCUGGUGUGCAAAUUGAGGAGCCUGGGCCACUGGAGGCUGGCGGUGCAGCAGGCUCGCUUCCAGCGCCAGGUGAACAGGGCGGAGAAGGAAGCUCUGCAAAGUAAAAAAGAGCACUUGAGCGUCCAGCUAAUGGCAGACCAAGAAGCGGUUUUACUUCGUCAACAGUUACGGGCUCUAAGGCAGGCCCUGGCCGGGGCUCAGGCCGACAACGCCAGGAUGCUCCACCAGCACCAUAACCAGGCUCAACUGCUGAGAGAGCUGCAACACAAGUUGACCCAGGAGGCUCGCCACUGGCAACAGAUGGAUCUGAUGAAAACCUCCAGCAUGGAGAAGCUCCUGGAAGACGUGGAGAAAAAGGAACAGCACCUGCAGCUCCUGACAGAAGUGGCUGAGAGGGCUUCCAGGCUGGGCCAGCUUCAGCAGAAGAGAAGUCAGAGAGAACUCCAACAGAUGAGAAGCCGGCUUGCCCAGGAGCGGAGUGUGAAGCUGGAUGCUUUCCAGCGCGUACAAGAGCUACAAAGUCAGCUUAGUGACGCUGAGCAAUCGUCUGUCCGGAUGAGCUCACCAGGCGGCCUUAAACCUCGGGCUCAGUAUUCCCUACGUUCUGCUCCCACAUCAUCCAGACACUCCCAGCAACACCUUUUAAGGACUCAUCUUAUGAGCAGUAAAAUGACAAGGAGGAUUCAAAGGCCAGACACCGUACCUAUUAAACACGAAAGAAGGACUGACAACGUCUUUCUACCCAACGUGGCAGAAAAUGUUCAAUGUUCAGCUUUUCAAGUUCACACAGCUCCAUCCAUAAUCCCAUAAAGACCUGAUUGGUAAUCAUAUAUCAUUUUCCACAUUUUAUUUCCUUGAGCAUUUGAAUGAAUAAAAAUGAUUCUAA